GCACAUAGGCUCAGAAGGACCAGCGACCUGCUGCCCGACACGCCGUGAGGACGAAGAGCGAGAUACGCCUCAGCAGCCGCAGAGAUGUAACCGAGCCGGGCUCGGGCAUGUUCAGCUGGACGGCGCGGUGCUCAGAGAAUGCCACAGCAAGUGAACGCAUCGUCGGCUUAGGAGUUGAACAUCGUCCAUCAACAGCAAGCAUGCCGCCUCCUGCUCACAGCCUUCAAUCCAGCGGGCUGAGUCUGUCUGAAACCAGCAUGGGUUCAUUUAAGAGGAGAAAGAGGAAAUCUAUAAUUGUGACGGUGAUGCUGCUCAUUGUAUCUGUGCUCAUUCUCAUCUUCGGCCUGGCGGCGACCACCAGGACGCAGAACAUCACAGUUGGAGGCUAUUACCCAGGAGCUAUUCUGGGCUUUGGUUCCUUUCUGGGAUUCAUUGGUGCUCAUUUGAUAGAGAACAAGAGGCAAAUGUUGGUAGCAUCUAUUGUCUUUAUCAGUUUCGGAGUGGUGGCUGCCUUCUGCUGCGCAAUCGUUGAUGGAGUUUUUGCAGCGAGGCACAUUGACCUCAGGCCUCUGUAUGCUGGUCGUUGUGAAUAUCACUCCAAUGAGACUACGUCUGAACAUGUUGUGAUGUGCCAUUCAUCCUGCAACCUGCGUGUGAAGAACAACACCUGUUACUGCUGCGAACUCUAUAACUGCGGGAGAGAACAUCCACUUAUGGGACUUCAGAAUAAAGAUGUGUUGAAAAAGUUUAGGAAAUCAUCCAUGAUUUGGAAAGCCGAGGUGAUGGGAGGCUACCAUGAAUACACAGAUGUGAAGAGCUGCCAGGAUGUGGUGCACCUCUACCACCUGUUGUGGUCUGCUACCAUCCUCAACAUCGUGGCCCUCUUUCUGGGCAUCAUUACUGCUGCUGUCCUGGGAGGCUUCAAGGACAUGACACCUUCCCCUGCCUCAGAGACUGCCUCUGAACCAGAGGCUGCAGCUGCUCCGGUCCGCUCUGAGCCUCCUCCACCCACCACUUCCCUCAACUCGUACCACAACGCUGCUCCCUGCCUGCCGCCUUACACUGCCUACGACCUGCAGGGCUCCUACAUGUUCCCCGAUUCCUCAGGCUUAUCGGAUGACUCCCAGUCUGGAGCCAGCCAUCUAUGGCCCACGAUGAUCCCCCCGCGCUACUCCCCUCCUCAUGAACACCCUGAUGAGAAGCCCCCACCGUACAGCCCGUAAGAACAGCAAACACCUGGGACGUUUUCAGGUGUAAGGCGCUGAGCGAGCAGCUCGGUCUCUGAGCUCUUCUUCACAAUCAUUCAGGACGGUGUUGAAGAAAAGGAGAUGAGGAAGAGGAUGGCUGCAGGGCAGGCUAACACAGACCAGAUGAGAGAGCGAGCGUGUUCUGGGCAUCACUCUCAUUCUGGUCUGCUGUGUGUGUGUGAACAAUCGCACCAGGAGAGACACGACCGGCUCAGUACCAGGACUGUUUACACAUCUAUCCGCCUUAAUGCAUCACUCCGUCACUUCAAAUUAUUCUGUCCACAAAUUCCCCUCCUGCUCAUACUGUAGGUCCACGUCUUUAAUAAAAUCUGCAAAUGUUUCCUACCUAUAAUGGGAACAGAAGACACUUUCCUCACUGUGACUAUGUGAACGGAGACUCACCAGUCUUGCCUGAUAUUAAUGUUAGAGAAAAGCUUGUGUCUUUGCCAGAUCAUUUCAAAAAGUCUAAACUUUACCUCCAACCAGUCAUUUCUUCAGCAGCAAAUAGUUGCAGAACAUUAUCAAAUGCAAUUAGCUGUAAAGAUGUACAGCAGUAUAUUAUACAAUUACUACAGUUAGGUCUAUUAUUACUUCUCCGAGGUGAGCAGAGCAGCAUCCAGAAGUUUUGUACCUACAGUAGUUGCAGAGGAGAUACAGUCAAGACUUUGAAUACUAUUUAUUUCCACUGAAAACUGCACAGCCAGUAGUCGUGUGCGUCUCACAUUGUCAGCUGUAAUAAUAUCAAAAACACAAACUGAAACGUGUUCACUUUGCAAGGAAGAAGAAAGUAAAACCUCAUCGGUGUCCAUGAAAACGGCUCGUCUUUAGUCACUGCUGGUUAUAAUUUCAGCACCACUUUCUCUUGAACCCACCAGGAUUGAUGAUGCUUUGACGUUUCACUUUGGCCUGAUCGUUUUAGCACGGGAUGUGAAAGUGUUGAGAUUCCAUUAAAAUUUGUAAAGAUGAUACACAACCGCCUGAUGGUUUGUAUUACAUUUAGAG
Messenger RNA from Nematolebias whitei (Rio pearlfish), 2249 nucleotides. RefSeq names its product transmembrane protein 255A (gene tmem255a). Bases 108 to 1223 code for a protein of 371 amino acids. Lineage: Eukaryota; Metazoa; Chordata; Actinopteri; Cyprinodontiformes; Rivulidae. The record is from RefSeq and is a predicted model, not a curated record. The transcript has 11 exons.